CUUUAUUUCUCUCUCUUUAUAUUUAUUCGUUUUGCCCCCUUUCUACCGCUUGCCCUAAACUCACACACAUCUCUUCAAAACCCAUCAAUCAAUCUCUUUGAUCUGCUCUGAGCGUUGAAGGUUAACUCAUUAGACAUGCAAUGAUUGUUCAAGUUAAUGGUCUAAACCUAGCUGCUAAAUGAAACAGCUAGAUCCUAAAAUGAAGAAUAAUGAAUCUUCAACGAGCGAUGUAAUAAAUGGAAAUUGGGUUUUGAAGCGCAAGCGGAAAAAGAUUGUCCCUGUCAAGUCAAAUGGCAACAAAACCAUAUCUAUACCAGUAGAGUCUCAUACAAGCACUUCAUCUAAAUGCAAAGUUAAAAAAGAAGACUCGUCAGAUACCUCACCUUCAAAAAAGAAAGGAAAUGCCGGGUCUGAUUAUAACUGCGUCAUAUGUGCUCAUGGUGGCGACUUGCUCUGCUGUGAUGGAUGCUCGGAAAAUUAUCAUAUUUCAUGCCUCGAUCCGCCUCUUAAGCGAAUCCCAAAUGGCACGUGGCAAUGUCCAAACUGCUGCUCAGAAAAUAAUAGAGUUGAGGUGAAUGACAAACCUGCUUCUACUUCAAAAAAGGCAAGAACAAAGCUUACGAUUGGUAAAUCUAAGGGUGAAAGCAAAUCUGCAAAAUCUGAUGAGGUAUCUCGAAUUUUGAGGAGCACGGAUAUUAGGAACAAAAAGUCAUCAAGAAAAGCAAGAUCACAUGUUUCAUCCUUGGAUGGCUCUUCAGAAAGGAGCACAUCAUUGAAAGAAAAGGCGGCCAUGGAGUUGGAGAAAAAUGAAGAACAUCCCAAAAAGAAGCGUAAUAAGGAUCAAUCUAAAGAAAACAAAGCUGUUCCUGCUGAAGAUUCCAAGAAAAGGAAGAGAAAUGCUCCUUCAGAUGACGUGGAGAAAGAAUCCCAAGAUCAGGAUAAUUCUAAUUUAGGAAUUAGUGAAACAAGGAAAUCUCAAAGAAUUCGGAAGCCAGUUAAGCAUCUAAAGACCAAGUCUUUAUCAAAAAAUGGCAUGGGAAGUAAGAUUGGUGAUACCCGGAUGAAAGACAAGAUAGAACCCAAAAAAGGAGCAAAUACGUCAACCGAAUCAAAUGAAGCAGGAAACGUUGCUGAAUUGCUCAAGCAUUCUAUACAUGCCCAGCACAAUAUGCAACAAGUUGAUCGGAUUUUGGGCUGUCGAGUGCAAUGUGGUGAAAGUAAAUCUGAAGUCUCUGCGUCCGAGAUUAAAGAAAUCCCACAAAGUUUAGUGACGCUUGACAACAAAGAUGGAGAACCAGAGAAGAACCCAACAACUCUGGAUGUUCAAGAUGUCAGAAUCCUGACUGAGGUCAACAAGAAUAUCGAGAGCAGUCCAAAUCAAAUGGUUAUCGAGAACAAUACAGGCUUAGAGAAGAUAAAUGAACCUGUGGUCAGUGAUUCAACCGGUCAAGCCGCCGAUGAUCUUGGAUCUAUAUUGAUAGAUGAGAGAAAUAAUAGUGAUUCUGCUUUGACAUCAGAAGAUCUGGCAAAAUCAACUGAAAAGCUUCCAAUUGGGGACAACACUGAUGUUAUUGUAGAUGAUAAGAAGCUGGAUUCAGCUAACUGUAGCACAUCUGUAUCGAAUAACGAAAAGAUAGUAGUAUCGUAUGAGUUUUUAGUUAAAUGGGUCGGAAAAUCUAAUUUACACAAUAGUUGGGUAUCUGAAUCUCAGUUGAAAGUUUUAGCCAAGAAGAAACUUGACAACUACAAGUUUAAAUACGGGACAACCGUGAUAAAUAUUAGUGAAGAACGUUGGAAGGUACCACAACGGGUGAUUGCCAUGCGUUCAUCAAAUGAUUCAACAGAAGUACUUGUAAAAUGGACUGGUCUUCCUUAUGAUGAAUGCACUUGGGAAAAGACAGACGAACCCGUGAUUGCAAAAUCUUCACAUCUUACUGAUUUAUUUAAUCAAUUUGAGUCCCGGACAGUUGAAAAAGAUGCUUUAAAUGAUGAAAUUAUUAGGGGAAAAGGGGAUGUAGAUACAUUAACCGAACAGCCUAAAGAUUUGGGUGGUUCGUUAUUUCCACAUCAACUUGAAGCAUUAAAUUGGUUACGAAAAUGCUGGCACAGAAGUAGAAACGUAAUUCUUGCUGAUGAAAUGGGGCUUGGCAAAACAAUUUCUGCCUGUGCGUUUCUAUCAUCAUUAUACUUUGAGUUUAAAGCUCGAUUACCCUGUCUGGUUUUAGUUCCUCUUUCCACAAUGCCUAAUUGGAUGUCGGAAUUCUCACUAUGGGCCCCAAAUUUGAAUGUUGUGGAGUAUCAUGGGUGUGCACGUGCACGAGCAUUGAUGCGACAGUAUGAAUGGCAUGCAAAUGAUGUAGAUUCAAAUAAACAAACAAACAGUUUCAAGUUUAAUGUUCUUUUGACUACAUAUGAAAUGGUUCUUGCUGAUUCAACCCAUCUACGUGGGGUCCCAUGGGAGGUUCUAGUAGUUGACGAGGGUCAUCGAUUGAAGAAUGCAAGUAGUAAGCUUUUUGGAUUGCUUAACACCUUUUCCUUCCAGCACCGUGUCCUAUUGACUGGAACGCCCUUACAGAACAACAUCGGGGAAAUGUACAAUUUGUUGAAUUUUUUGCAGCCAACUUCAUUUCCAUCUUUAUCAGCAUUUGAGGAUAGAUUUAAUGAUCUUUCAAGUGCUGAAAAGGUUGAUGAAUUGAAGAAACUUGUCGCGCCACAUAUGCUUCGGAGACUUAAAAAAGAUGCCAUGCAGAAUAUACCCCCGAAAACAGAGCGGAUGGUUCCGGUUGAGUUGUCUUCUAUCCAAGCUGAAUAUUAUCGCGCUAUGCUGACCAAGAAUUAUCAAAUAUUGAGAAACAUUGGAAAGGGUGUUCCUCAGCAAUCGAUGUUGAAUAUAGUGAUGCAGUUACGGAAAGUUUGUAACCAUCCUUAUCUGAUACCGGGAACUGAACCAGAAUCCGGAUCGGUUGAGUUUCUUCAUGAUAUGCGAAUUAAGGCAUCUGCAAAGUUGACUUUGUUGCAUUCCAUGCUUAAGAUCCUGAACAAAGAAGGUCACCGGGUGCUCAUUUUUUCACAAAUGACAAAACUUCUAGAUAUUCUUGAGGAUUACUUGAACAUUGAAUUUGGGCCGAAAACAUUUGAGAGAGUUGAUGGUUCGGUUUCGAUUGCUGAUCGCCAAAUGGCGAUUCAACGAUUUAAUAACGACAAGAGUCGGUUUGUAUUUUUGUUAUCCACAAGAUCUUGUGGGCUUGGCAUCAACUUGGCAACUGCUGACACUGUUAUAAUCUAUGAUUCUGAUUUCAACCCGCAUGCUGAUAUCCAGGCAAUGAAUCGUGCACACCGAAUCGGCCAAUCAAAACGGCUUCUUGUGUAUAGACUUGUAGUUCGGGCUAGUGUUGAGGAAAGAAUCUUGCAAUUAGCAAAGAAGAAAUUGAUGCUCGAUCAGCUUUUUGUGAACAAAUCAGGGUCACAAAAGGAGGUUGAGGAUAUUUUGAGAUGGGGCACUGAGGAACUUUUUAAUGAUUCUCCCUCUACACAAGUUGAGAAAGAAGUAGGUGAAAACAAUGUUAACGAUGUGGAUGAAAGUGUAGCUGUUGAACGCAAGAAUAAGAGGCGGGUUGGGGGUUUGGGAGAUGUCUACCAGGAUAAGUGUACAGAUGGGAAUUCCAUGAUCACAUGGGAUGAAUCUGCUAUUAUGAAGUUGCUUGACCGGUCCAAUAUUGAAUCCGUUUCAACUGACAAUAAUGAAGGUGAUCUAGAAAACGAUAUGCUUGGCUCCGUGAAGUCUCUGGAUUGGAAUGAUGAAUUAACCGAAGACCAAGCAGGAAGCGAUUCGCCUAUGGAUAUACUUGAUGAUGCUACUGCCCAGGAUAUUGAAAAGAAAGAGGAUUGUUCAAGAAAUGUUGCAGAAGAAAAUGAAUGGGAUAGGCUUCUUCGAGUCAGAUGGGAGAAAUACCAAAGUGAGGAGGAAGCUACUCUCGGUAGAGGAAAAAGACAAAGAAAGGCUAUUUCGUAUAAGGAAGCAUAUGCUCCACGGCCUAUUGAGCCGCUUGAGAAUGGUGGUGAUGUGGAGCCAGAGCCUGUACGUGAAUAUACACCAGCUGGGCAAGCCCUUAAAACUAAAUUUGCUAAGCUUCGAGCAAGACAAAAGCUAAGGUUGGCUCAGGUGAAAGCUAUCAGAGAAUCCCUUCUCACCGGCGGUCCUGGUUUAGUGUGGAGAUCAGAUCAACCAAUAAAAGAGAAGCCCAUGACAGAAGACAAACCAACUAGCAAGGGUCGGGAUCGACUAUUACUACCAGUUCUUGGACUACGUGCUCCAAAUGCAGAACUAGCGGAGUCAUCUCUGAGGAACAUUUCUAAAUCAUCCAGAAAAAACAAACAUGUUAUGAAUCACGAAUUCCCGUUUCACCUAGCACAAACGACUUCGAAUGAUGCGGAUGUCAAACCUCAUGGAACCAACGACACCUUGUCUGACAGACAUGUACCAAUAUUCAAUUCGCAGGUUGCUUCAGAGACCUCUGGUGACGAUUUAUCUCGCAGUAACGAAAAGAUGGGCUUGCCUAAGUUACCAUUUGACGAAUCAUUUUUGUCCAAGUUUAAUUUUUCAGUAAAAAACCUCGGUCAACACCAAGCUGACUUUUUCCCGAAUUUAACUUUAGGGAGAUCAGUAGGAGGAGAGUCGAGUGUGCCUCUUCAAGAUUUCAGUCAAAUACCAUUCUUGCCAAAUUUUAGAUUUCCACAGCAAGAUAUGGAAACUAUGCAUCUCCCAUUGAUGGGCGUGGGUCAAAUGCCAUCUUCUCUUCCUGAAAACCACAGGAAGGUUCUAGAGAACAUAAUGUUGCGAACUGGUUCUGCAUCAGGGAAUUCACUCAAAAGGAAGCUUGUCAAAGACUUUUGGUCUGAAGAGGAACUUGAUUUUUUGUGGAUUGGCGUUCGUAGACACGGGAGGGGUGGUUGGGAGACUAUGUUGCGGGACCCAAGACUGAAGUUUGCUAGAUUUAGGACUGCGGAUGACUUGGCUGCAAGAUGGGAAGAGGAGCAGAUCAAGGUCUUAGAAAUGCCGACUCAAAAGCAAUCCAGUGGUUCAAAAUCUGGAAAAUCUCCUGCAUUUCCAAACAUUUCUGAUGGAAUGAUGAAACGGGCUUUGCAUAGAAGUCGGUUUACUAAUGCUCCUACUUUUCCAGCCCAUUUGAUGGAUAUGAAAUUGGCACUGGACGGUCCUUCCACAUCUAUGGAAAAUCAAGAUCCACGUGGCUUCCAACCUGACAUAUUCACAACUUUUCCAACAUGGAUUCCAGACAGGUUGCGUUCUAACUUUAAUGGAGGAUCAUCAACCGAACCAGUUCUUCCGAAUCAGUUUACACCUGCUAGUUUAGGGUCGCUUGAUUUGAAUGGGUUGGGAGUUAGUGAUUUACAGCGAAAGGAGGAAGAAAAACAUGUAAAUGGGCGUUUUAAAAUGCCAGAAUUUGUUAAUAACGAGUCUCAUUCAAAGAAUGAAGUUGGCGGGAGUAGUUCUUCAGAGAACACUAAACUUCCACAUUGGCUUCGGGAAGCAGUGAGUGUUCCAGCUCGAUCCCAAGAACCCCAACUGCCACCUACUGUUUCUGCAAUCGCACAUUCGGUGCGUUUGCUAUAUGGAGAUGAAAAUCCAACUAUUCCUCCAUUUAUUGCUCCUGGCUCACUCCCUUUGCCACCUAAAGAUCCUCGCCAGAUUGUGAUGAAGAAGAAAAGCAGCAGCUCACAUGGAGUGCUCUACCAGCAACCGCCGCCAGAUAGUGAUCAUGAUGCUACUACUUCUGGAAGCAAUUUGGUGGCACCACCACCAAAGCUUCCAGAAUCAGUAUCAAAGCCAUCUUGGGCCGAAACGGACCUCAAUGCUCCACCACCUGUUAGCCAAGACAUGCUUGAACUGUCGGAACCAGAAACGGAACCAACCUUGCUUGGAAGCAUUGGCACAGCAAUGGAAAUGGGCCCAACAAAAGAGGGAGUGACUGAGGAGUUAAGCAAGAGCCAGGUGGAUCAGACAAUUCAGGAGGUUUCAUUAGAAGAGACAGUAUCGGACCAUGAAUCUUGAAAAGUGCGGCCCUAUUUUUGUAGGCGUAUGCUGCAGUUAAGUAGCAACAUAUAGGUUUUCUUUGUUUUGUAAAACUGUGUAUGAAAAGUUGGUGAAAUAUAUGAUAGACUGUACAUCUGUGGAUUUCAGGGAGGUGUUUCGCCCCAGCCAGUACUCAAGUAGUGGACUUUUAAAACAUAAUUUUUAUACAUUUUUACAAAUA
Molecule: messenger RNA, 6272 nt
Organism: Erigeron canadensis
Lineage: Eukaryota; Viridiplantae; Streptophyta; Magnoliopsida; Asterales; Asteraceae
Product: protein CHROMATIN REMODELING 4
Exons: 12
Coding region: 179-6070 (1963 amino acids)
Biological process (GO): negative regulation of transcription by RNA polymerase II; chromatin remodeling
Cellular component (GO): chromatin; nucleus
Molecular function (GO): chromatin binding; histone binding; ATP binding
Source: RefSeq, a predicted model, not a curated record